This is a messenger RNA of Anopheles aquasalis, 976 nucleotides long. It is a transcript of the gene Gar1, whose product is annotated as Gar1 ribonucleoprotein. Gene Ontology annotation, cellular component: box H/ACA snoRNP complex. Gene Ontology annotation, molecular function: box H/ACA snoRNA binding. Gene Ontology annotation, biological process: ribosome biogenesis; snoRNA guided rRNA pseudouridine synthesis. Lineage: Eukaryota; Metazoa; Arthropoda; Insecta; Diptera; Culicidae. The record is from RefSeq and is a predicted model, not a curated record.
AGGAGUGUAAACAUGUGCUAGGAUCAAGCGAAACCCGGACGUGCCGUGUGGUUUUGUGAGCAUUCCGGGCUCUUUAAACUCGUGCAGGACAAUACAAGUUUCCACUGGACGCGGCCAGUGGCCAUAACAAAAUAGUAGCAGUUUAGUGUAAUCCGUUUUUGUUUCUCGUACCAGGAUGAGUUUCCGUGGCCGAGGCGGUGGUGGCGGAGGUGGCCGUGGCCGAGGAGGUGGCGGUGGUUUUCGUGGAGGUGGUGGCGGCGGUGGUGGCCGUGGCGGUCGCGGAGGAUUUGGAAAUCGCAGCUUUGGAAACCGGGAUGAUGGUCCGAAGAACAUCGUGCCACUGGGUUUCUACGAUUAUCCGUGCCAGGAGGAUCUGGUGGCCAAAGUGGAAAUCGAAAAUGUGCCGUUCUUCAACGCGCCGAUCUACAUGGAAGGUGAGAAGCAGAUCGGCAAGGUGGACGAAAUAUUUGGCCAUCUGAAGGACUUCUACGUCUCGAUCAAGCUGAUGGACAACAUGAAGCCAGAUGGAUUCCAGCCGAAGCAGAAACUGUUCAUCGAUUCCGCCAAAUUGCUCCCGUUGGCACGGUUCCUACCGGGUGGUCAAACCAGAAGACCAGGUGGUCGAGUUGGCAAACCGGGUGGUGGCCGCGGAGGUCCCGGUGGUCGAGGUCGCGGUGGUGGUGGCUUCCGCGGAGGUAGAGGUGGUCCUGGUGGAGGGGAUGGCUUCAGAGGACGUGGCGGAGGCGGUGGUGGGGGCCGCGGAGGCUUCCGUGGAGGUUUCCGUGGAGGCAACCGAGGCGGAGGAGGCGGUGGUGGUGGCAACCGAUGGUAACACACGUGAAAGGUGUUCCGGUACUGUCAGUUUGGUGUACAUCUCGCGGUACACUAUCAAGAGUAAUUUUGUGAAUAAGUGCUUAAUGUUUAAGAUACAGAAAAAUAUAAGCAACCCAACAUCUUCCUAUCGAAGGUGGCCUAC